This is a messenger RNA of Polyodon spathula (Mississippi paddlefish), 6484 nucleotides long. RefSeq names its product nuclear factor of activated T-cells, cytoplasmic 2-like. Gene Ontology annotation, molecular function: RNA polymerase II cis-regulatory region sequence-specific DNA binding; transcription factor binding; DNA-binding transcription factor activity, RNA polymerase II-specific. The transcript has 10 exons. Gene Ontology annotation, biological process: calcineurin-NFAT signaling cascade; regulation of transcription by RNA polymerase II; cytokine production. The record is from RefSeq and is a predicted model, not a curated record. NCBI's taxonomy places the organism in Eukaryota, Metazoa, Chordata, Actinopteri, Acipenseriformes, Polyodontidae. Bases 229 to 2994 code for a protein of 921 amino acids. Gene Ontology annotation, cellular component: transcription regulator complex.
UUAUUAUUAUUAUUAUUAUUAUUAUUAUUUUCUAACCGUUUAUUUUGGAUGAGACAACUUCUAAUGUAUCACCGUAAACAAUCGGGAUUGGAUUUCUUUGAAUGAAACACACCGCUUGACCCAUUUCGAAAAGAAAAUCGUUUUUUGUUUUUUGUUUUUGUUUGUUUUGUUUUGUUUUUUUAAAUUAACCUGGUUGCAUAAGAAAUAAUAAAUUACACACCAGAACAGAUGACCUCCGUUUACACCGACAAGGACCCUAACGCCGUAGGGAUUAGCGGGGAGCUGAACCAAGGGAGCUGUCCAGAUGAGGAGUUAGAUUUCUCAAUUCUCUUUGAAUAUCCCCUCUGCAAUGACUAUCAGACUUCUGAGCAAGAAGAACUAGCUAUAGCUCACAAAGUCCUCAACCCAUCUGGAGUCCCAUACGGACAUGGGGAGGUCUCCCAUUAUGGCCCAAAAUCAUGCAACUCGUCCACCUAUGCAGAGCCUUCAGAUGGCAUCAGUGGAUAUGAACAUUUGCGCGACAGAUACUACCUGGACCCCGCCAGGCAAGCAGGUCCCUCUGCCGUGAGCCCACGAAUCGAGAUCACCCCUUCCCAUGAACUGAUUCACUCGUACGGCAGAGAGCUCAAUCUGGGGCACCCUGUGAAUCCAGCUAACACCAGCCCCCGGUCGACACUGCCGGUGCCUGGCUACGAGAGCGCCUACCGGGAACCAACUUGCCUCAGUCCAGCUAGCAGCAACUCCUCCACUAGCUGGCAUUCCGAAACCUAUUCUCCCUGGGCCUCACCCUGCGUGUCUCCUAACAAUGGCCAAGCGGAUGACUUGUGCCCACGGUUCCAACACAUCCAGACCCUCACAUCUCCCAGGACCUCCCCCGGCACUUCCCCCAGGACGAGUGUCACAGAGGAGAGCUGCUUGGGUUUUAGCUCCUCUUCCCCGCGACCCAAUUCCCGGUCCACGUCUCCAGUGGGUAAAAGGACCUACGAUGAGCACACCAAUCAGAACACGCCGGUCGCCAAACACCGUUCCCGAAGCCCUUCUCCCCAGAGGUUCAGAGAUGACAGCACCCCCAAUGCUUUCAACCUUCAUCAGUCUCCCUACUCGUCUAGCCUCGCCGACGCCAUGAAUAGCCUCAACACCGGCUCUUCCUGCAGCAUCCCGUCCAAGAUUGUCAAAACCAACACAUCGUAUCCACUCUACACAUCUGUGGAGCUACAACAGGAGAACUACCUGGGCUCUGGCGAGCAGGAUGUGAAGAGGAAACCUGGAUCGGAGCAAGUCUUUCUUGUGCCUCCAAGCUGGACUAAACAGCUGGUGCCUGGGAUACCAUUUUACAGUAUACCAGUUGCCUCUCUUCCUUCCCUUGAGUGGCCUGUGCCAAGCCAAGUGGAUCAGUACCAUCUUCAAAUUGAGGUUCAGCCCAAACCUCACCAUCGAGCUCACUACGAAACCGAAGGAAGCCGAGGGGCAGUGAAAGCUCCCACAGGAGGGCAUCCGAUCAUACAGCUCCAUGGCUACAGGGGGAAGGAGCCGCUGGGCCUGCACAUCUUCAUCGGCACGGCAGACGAGCGAAUCCUCAAACCCCACGCUUUCUACCAGGUUCACCGCAUCACCGGCAAAACUGUCACCACCACCAGCUACGAGAAAGUCAUUGGGAGCUCAAAGGUCCUGGAGAUCCCACUGGAGCCCAAAAACAACAUGAAAGCCAUUAUUGACUGUGCUGGAAUCCUGAAGCUAAGGAAUGCUGAUAUUGAGCUCAGGAAAGGGGAGACUGACAUUGGCAGGAAGAACACCAGAGUGCGGAUGGUAUUCCGGGUUCAUAUACCACAACCUGGAGGUGGGGUGGUGUCACUGCAGGUUGCAUCCACUCCAAUUGAGUGCUCUCAGAGAUCAGCCCACGAACUGCCAAUGGUGGAGAAGCAGGAUGUGGAAGGCUGCUCCGUGCUGGGAGGCCAGCAGAUGAUCCUGACCGGACAGAACUUCACUUCUGACUCCAAGGUGGUGUUCACAGAGAAGACACAUGAUGGGCAGCAGAUUUGGGAAUCAGAGGCCAGUGUGGACAAAGAUAAGAGUCAGGCUAACAUGCUGUUUGUGGAAGUUCCUCCAUAUCGUGACCUGUCAGUGCACCAUGCAGUCAAAGUGAACUUCUAUGUGAUCAAUGGGAAGAGAAAACGAAGCCAGCCUCAGCACUUCACCUUCAUGCCAUUGCCAGUUCCAGCCAUUAAAACAGAACCUAUUGACGAGUACGAACCCAACCUGAUGACAGCUAAAAUGUCCAGCAGUCUGGGAACACUGCCGCAGCCCUAUUACCACCCCCAGGGAAUGAUGACUCCAGACAGCUGCCUGAUAGCCAGCAUGGCUUCAUGUCAGCAGCUCCGCUCCGGGCUGUCUCCCCCAGAUUCCAGAUACCAGCAGCAGACUUCAGCAGUCAUCUAUCCCCGGAGUAAAAGCCUGAACACCAGCCCACUGCUAUACCAGCAGGGCAGCCUGAUGGCUUCCCCAGUCCCUCCCAUGGCAGAUGGCCAGCGCUCAGUGCUGGUCCAUGCCAGUUCUCCAGCACAGUCCACCAUAAUCCACCAGCAGCAGUCAACCUCGCCCAAUCACCACCCCACCUCCUCCAUCAUCCAGUUCUCCCCGACCAAUCACCAGCUGAGGGGAGGGGUCCUACAGGAGCACCAACACAUCAUGUAUUGUGAAAACUACCAGACAUCUCCCGCUUGCUCUCCAGCUCCGCCGGCCAGCCAGGCUCAGAGGAUGAGCCCCAGUCACUACCCAACGGUGAUUCAGCAGCAGCAGUAUGUUCAGAAGAUGCCAAAAAACAGGUCUUCUCCCAGCCAACUAGAAGAACAGAGGUCUUCUGACAAUCCAAAGGAUAGGUCUGGGUCUUCGAGGGUCACCGUCAAAGAGGAGAACUUGGACCAGUUGUAUCUGGAUGACGUCAAUGAAAUCAUAAGGAAGGAUCUGACUGCAGUCCAGGGAAGGGGCCAAACCUAAAUGCUGGAUCUGUGAAGAAGUUCUUCUCAAAGUGCUUUUCCAACCCUCGUCCAGAACCCUCCCUGCGCCGAGGCAGCGCCCCAGCUUCCCCCUGCCGCCACGCUUUGGAGUCACAACAAUGCGUCCGGGUUGUGGACCUCUUUCCUGCAGUUAUCAUGUAGUGACAUUCCUUACAGCAUUCCCAGUGCUGGGCCUGAGCACUUCACUGUUAGGAAGAACUAUCCUCUGUACAGCAGGAGAUGUGUCAAACCUUUGCGUACAUAUGCACGAUGGACAAAGACCAAAAUCUCUACAGUAUAGGUUAUAGUCAGAUUGUUUUAACUAAAAUAUAUUUUUAAUAGAUUUGUGGGUGAAAAUCAGCUUGUAUCUUCAAUGGCACACUAUAAUAUGUGUUUUAAAAUAUAAAGGUGAAUAAGAAUAAUUAUACAGUAUUGCUAAUUUUAAUGUGGUAUCCCUCUGAUGCAAGCUGUUUGAUACAAAGCAACAUGGCUGUAUCACAUCGGUAUCAAGGCCUAGCAGAUAUUUAUAAAUGUAAAUUUAUUAUUUAUACAUUUUUCUAGUGGACUUUUUUUGCCUUGAAAUUUUGUAUCAGCUAGAAUAUUGUUAAGAGUCAUUGAAUUACCGUUGAAAACAAACUGCAUUUAAAUUAUAGACACUUAUUAAGAAAAUACAGGCAUUUUCAUCAUUGGUCUUUGUCCAUCACCUUUACUGGUAAAGCUUUUUGCCACUUAAGCUGUUAUUUUUUCAAUUUAAUGCUGCCUUGUUUUCUAUCAUUUACACAAUGAUAUCAGUCCCUUUGUGUUUAAGCUACUCGUGGUUCAGAGCCAGGAUAAUGACCCACAGUCUGCCAACAUGACUUGGAGGUCCAGCCAGUGGUGUCAGGCCUCAACUCAGAAGGCUACUUGUCAAGGACAGCUGGGCCCGGGCCUGGUGCCUGGAAGUCACCCAGGCCAAGCUUCCCAUUGUCCUGUCUCCUGAAUUCACCUUUAGAGUUAGCCCCGUGGGGACUGAAUAAUGUGCUUAGCAGUUGCUGAAGAAAUGCUGGUGGUUUUCAGUGGUUAGAAUGAAUAACAAGAGGACUCUUGUUUUGGUUUCUUUAGGAGAUGUAUUCAAAGAGCUUUAGGUUUGUUAGCUGAUGCAGACUAUUAUGUAAAUAAAACAGAAAGCAAAUGUUAUGAUAAUGCGAAAAAUGACUUGCAAAAAAAAAAAAGAAAAAGUGUGUACUUGGUGUUUAUUAAUGCUCUCGCUGUAGAUUUUAAAUAGCAAUUAAAGUACAUGACCAGCCGAUUACCAGCACAGCUAAAUGUCUGGAUGCAUUGCACUUCAUUAUUCUUAUCAGAGGAGGUAAUAUAAAGAAUACAAAUGCUAUAAGAGAGUAUUUUAUUAAAAGAAUGAUUUGCUUUGCUAUACUUAAAAAACAGAUCUUACCUUUUAAUAAAGUCAAGAUUUGUUUUUUAUAUUGUUGGUAUACAUGUAAAAAUGCAUUCAAUAACUCAUACCCACACACACAUACAGUACAGUAGCUUUGAGAUAUACAGAAUAGUUAUUGUUUCAACUUUAUUUCAUAUGGGUCUCCAAAUAUUGCCAUUUUAGUAACUGUAAAAUAAACCAGCUGGCACAUUACCUUCAUGGCAGUAUUCCAAUGACAUACAAAAUGGGAAUUAUAUUGCUACUAAUUAUAACGUUUUACUAAUAAAAUAUGCAAUACAAUUUCCCAACCACGUAUACACACGUAACGAAACAUGACUUGGAAACUCAUGAAUAUUUUAGUCAUUGGUGUUUCUUUUUGCUACAAUAACAGUCCUGUUUUGUACUUAUUUUAUUGUGAGAAUCUUGACUUUUUUAAAGUGACUGUUUUAGAUAUUUCUGCCCCUGCUAAUAAAACAUCAGGAGACUGUGCCAGCUUUGUGUGGCAACUGUGGAAAUGAAACCAUAAUUUAGCAGCUUCGUAACGAGCAAUAUAUCAUUAAAACGCUCUUUUUUGAAUAUAUUUAACAUGUUAAGGCAUUGAAUGUAUAGCUUACAUAUUAUGUUUUAAGUGCUGUGAUUUUUUAAAUGGCUUUGUGUAAUUAUAUUACGUGAGAAAAAAAAAAUCCAAAGAUUGUAACAGGGUCCUUUUACCAAGGUUUUCUAGAGACACAUGCACAUAUAUAUAUAUAUAUAUAUAUAUAUAUAUAUAUAUAUAUAUAUAUAUAUAUAUAUAUACAAAUGGUGUGCAGUAUCUGUUCUGCAGUGUGCAACACCUACUCUGCCUGCUUUUAACAGAAUAUAUCACAUAUGUGUGCUAUACAUAGAUAGACUGAACUGGAUAGCAGUUUAAAAGUGCAUUAAAUGGAACUAUUUAAAAAUUGAUUAUUUGUUUUUAACCCAAUCUCCCUAAAAUCCUGGUUUAAUCAUGUUUCUUAAAAUUAUGUAACCAGAUUUUUUAACUUGAAAAAAAAAUAAAAGUAAACUCAUUUUUUGCCAGGACACUUGAAAAUGAGACCACCACAGUCCUAGGAAACUCAGUAAAUAUAUAACUGUUGCAAAAUGUCCAAAUACCAAAGUGUGUGUAGUAAUCAUAUCUAUUACUGAAAGUGAGAAUGGAGAAUAAGGGGUUUCAAUAUUUAAAAAGAUGAUGUGUUCUAGUGAAAAGUGCUGUCUAUGUGUGAAGUGCUCCUUGCUUCAUUUGGGCAGAAGCUAUGCUUGCACUUGAGGAAACAAUGUCCUUCCUCACAAAUCUAAAUAUUUUGCUCGGUGCUUUCCUGCCAUUGUACCAAAGAUCCCCAAAUCCAUCGCCGGACAGGCUUCGGUGUUGAAUUUUUCCAUCGGCAUCCAAACAAAAUAAAAAGUCAUAUUCACAGCAAAGUGUAAUAUUCUGAAAAGCAGCUACCCAUAACAAUCCUGUAAUGUGAGAAACUGACAUGCUUUUUCAGAUCAUCAUUUUAUUUUUCUGCUUUUCAAACGAGCCGGCCGUUGCAUUUGAGCCUGUCAGGUAUUUUAAAACAGCCAAAAUUAGUUUGACAUUUAAAUGGGUGGGAACAGAAAUUAAUCUCACAUUUCCAAACGUGUAAACUCAGUCACAGUAUUAAGUUUGCUGAUUAGCAGAAUGUUAGCUAAAGUUCAGAAUUUGGGGUCCUUCAUUAAUGUGUUUUUAUUAUUCUUUUCAAAUAGUUUAACGAGGUGUUAACUGUGCUUUAAAAAACUGUAUUUCAAAAUGUUAAAAAUGAAAUUAUUAGGCAGAAAAGUAAAUUGGUAUAUUUUCUUGUCUUUGGCGCAAUGAUAAAAAUACACAGUGACAUUCAGAUCUUCAAAGUAAAAGGGAACUGGUUUACUCUGAGCAGAGCACUGUGUGUAUCUGUGCAUGUACCAGAUAAUAUUCUAUAGAAGCAAUAGGUUCUCUGAAUGUAUCUAUAUUUUCUAUUGUAAAUAUGUUUGCAGCAUCAUGUUGUACAAAAAGUUCUCAAACGUCCUAUUUGAAAAGCAUGUUAUUAAAAGUAAAGAAAAGUUA